CCUUGCCUCUUUAACUUCCCACAUGUGUCUGGGCUUCUAAAUCUGUCUGGCGACCAUAAGGCUGUAACUCAGCCCUAGCAGCCUUAGCAGAGUGGUGCAGAAUCUCCAGUCCCCACGAGUUGCAGAGCAGAGUGGAGUAGAGUAGCCUCCAACGAGACCUCUUGGAUAACGGAGUGUGCGUAGUGUCCAGGAAAUACUUCACGACUUGGGCAGGGACAUGUUAUUGGAAAAGCUGACAAGGGGGCUGCCUGGAGUCUGUCAUGCAGCUUUUUAAGAGGAGCUCAAUCUCCUUUUAUCUGCCUGACACACCCUGAUUUAGUGAGAGAUCACUGAGAGCCCUGAGUGAGAGACAGAGAGAAGGAUAGGAGAAGGAGAGCAAGACAGGGGGAGAGAUGACCCAAGAACAGUGCACUCAUAGGAACAAUGUCCAGAGCUCAGAGAAACCACAUGUGUACAAAGUGGGGAUUUAUGGCUGGCGGAAACGUUGCCUUUACUUCUUCGUGCUCCUGUUAAUGAUCCUGAUCCUGGUCAACCUUGCUUUAACCAUCUGGAUACUAAAGGUCAUGAACUUCACCAUUGAUGGUAUGGGCAAUUUAAGAAUAACGGAGAAGGGCCUGAAACUGGAGGGGGACUCUGAGUUUCUUCAACCUCUGUAUGCUAAAGAAAUUCAGUCCAGACCAGGUAGCCCACUGUUACUGCAAUCCUCCAAAAAUGUGUCCAUCAAUAUCCUCAAUGGGAAGAAUCAGCUGGUCACACAACUUAUUGCAGGAUCCAGUGGAGUGCAUGCUCGAGGGAAGAUGUUGGAAGUGAAAUCUAGCACAGGGAAGCUGCUGUUCUCUGCUGAUGAUCAGGAGGUGGUGGUGGGAGCAGAGAGGCUACGGGUGACAGGUGCCGAGGGAGCCGUGUUCAGCAACUCUGUGGAGACGCCACACGUCAGGGCCGAGCCCUUCAAAGAGCUACGGCUGGAGUCUCCCACGCGGUCGCUGUACAUGGAGGCCCCUAAAGGAAUCCAGAUCCUAGCAGAGGCAGGGGACAUCCAGGCCACGUGUAGAAGUGACCUACGCCUGGAGUCCAAAGACGGAGAGAUCAAUCUGGACGCACGGAGGAUCAGGCUGCUGCGUCUGCCGGAGGGCAAGGCCUCUCCAUCGGGGACCACCUCCAGACAAACUGUCUAUGAGGUGUGCGUCUGUCCCAAUGGAAAACUCUUCCUCUCACAGGCCGGGAAAGGCUCCACCUGUCAGAUCAGCAACAACGUCUGCCUCUAGAACACACACACACACACACACACACACACACACACACACACACACACACACACACACACACAAACAUUUGCAUGCACACACACAAGCACUGAAACAUACACACACAUACAUGUAUACUGAAACACACACACACAUUGAAACACACAUACACUUACACAUACAGAUCAUACCAACACACAUUGUUAUCAAACACACACACACACACACACACACACACACACACACACACACACACACACACACACACACACACACACACACACACACACACACACACACAGAGAGAGAGAGAGACACAUACACAGAGACACUCACACACACACAAAGUGUUCUGUCCCUCCUAACAACCCUCUGGCAGAAACUGAGAGGGAUUCUCCUGCGAUUUACAAAGAGACACUCAGAGUGACAAUGUUCUGUUCGCUGUCCUGAAGACAAUUUCAGUACCAGAAUCACUAGGGUGAUCACCCACAUUUAGAAACCCUGCAAUAUCCUGCCAUUUUACACUUUUUGCUUGAAGUCAUCUACCACACGUGGUGAUAGAAGGCUCAUUGCUAUUUUGUUCUAUGAUUAAAUUUUUCCAGUUUGUUAGCAGUUCUAACGAAUAUUGUCUCUUGUUUUGAAACAUGAAGUGUGUGCCAAUAGUAUUUUCUUUUGUGAAUGAUUUUGAUUGUCAAUGUGUCAAGCUUGGUAACACUUGCAUAUCAUGUCAAUUCACGUAAAUGUCGACUUUAUAGAAUCAUGAAGAGAACAACAGCAGCACAGAUUUUUAACCCACACAGCUAAGGGAGCAUUAUGGUAAACAUUGAGUAUAUCUCAAUAUAUACCAGAGUAUAUACUGUAUAUAUACCAUAAAUACCAUAGAGAGCAUAUCUGCAAAUCUGUGUAUGCGACGAAUAAACUUUGAUUUGAUUUGAUGGAGAUGUGAUGGUCUUCAUAGGUGAUCACCCUACCAUUUCCUCGUACUGGGACUGAACCAUUGUGACCCACUCUGUUCAAAGAGGGGAAAUUGUGCCUGUGCCUUAUAUCAAUGCACUUGUGGCAAGGAGAAGCACAUCACACAGACUUUAUUUUGUUAAUGAGUACAUUUGAUUUUUCCUUUCGGUUAAAUCCGCUUUGUGUGUAGAGGGUGGGAAUGCAAAGAUAUCUGACUCACCCAACUGCAUGCACCCACACCCUCUUUCACCCUCUCCUUUUCUCAUAUUUUUUCAGUGGUUUAAUCCCUUUACCAAUAUGUUGGCCCAAAUAUUAUUGUCAAACACAUGUUUUUUUUAUAUAGUUUAUUUGUAAAUACACAAUCACAUCUGUGUGUGUCAAGGACAUAUCCUCGAUAAAUGGAGAAUAUGCUCUUUUGCAAAUUCAAGCUUUUAUAUCAUGUGUUUUUGUAAAAAAAAAAAAAGAUUGAAUAAGUAAACAUCUUGAUAUUCUACAGGUACGCAUGUAUAGUGUACAAUGUUUGCCUUUUGGGAGAAGUGAUAUUGCUUUUUCGUUAUUUUGGUCCUCUUCUUUGUGUGAACUUCUCACAUGCUGAGCUCAAUAGUAAAUAUGAAUCCUAGCCCAUUUUGUUUGGCAGUUGGGGAUGAGGUCUUUGCAUUCCUCGUGUGUUGUGUGGAAUUUGUUCUACUAAAAGCUUUUUUUUGCCUUUUCUCGACUGUGUAUUUGGCUCUACUUGUUCAAUGAUGCUCAGAGUAACCGACACACAAACCAAAAAGUGGAGGGGCCCCUACUAUGACUUGAUACGUAGUCAUCUUGUACAGUACUCAUUGAGUACUUGUCCUUAGCUCCCAUACACUGCAAUCCUCCUGAAGCAAUCUGAAGUGAACAGUGUCUGUGUUCAAGUUUAUUAGAGAGAAAAUGGAUGUACUCAAGUCCACUUUGCCUUGCAUCGAUGUCCUCUUCCUUUACUCCAUUUCAAUGGGGCUGUUUGCCUCAGCUUAGACCACUCGUUAUAAGUGCAGCAUCCCUGCUGAGGAAAGCAAUACAGUCUUCAGGAGGGUUUUUACAGCUGGGUUUUUACAGCUCUGUCAAUGUUGUGCUACUGUAUAUUCAAGAGAUGUUACGUUUUGUAUUGGCUCUGUAAAAUGUUAUUUUUUCUCCACAUAAAAGCCUUUUAUUAAUUUAGAUUUCAGACGCACACACUGUAAAAUGCCACUGAGUAUUGCUGAUAGAAUAUAAUAAACUAAAUGUCAAGAUGACUGAAGCAUUUCCCCAGGCAUAUUGAAUUUGGUCUGUUUUAUACAGUUAUUGUUGUCUGAAAAGCAGAUCAGUUGACCCAAACUACAGCAUUCUUACAUUUCAGUGUUCUGCACCAUAGAAAAGUUAUGACACAGACACGCACAAAUUGUACAAACCUGAGUGUGUCCAGUGCUAAUUGACUAGAUCAGAGGACUGUAUCAACACCACUCAAAUUAAGUUUAACUCCCCUUUUCCUCCUCAUUAUAGUGAGACAGACUGUCCAAAGUGUUUGAUGUGUGUUUUGAUUGUUUAGGAACAGGGCAAAUGGCUGCCGUGAGCCUCAUUAGCAAGUAUUUGCUAAGUGCCCGGUCACUGGUUGCCUCUGCCACAACCCCAAUAACAGGAUUGCAAAUCAUUAAAAGCGGCCCUAGUCCUCUACUACUCUCCUGUCCACUGCACAUACAUGUCAUUCUGACUCCAGUUAUUAGAUUGUCUCUGUUUGUAAUUAUAAAACAGCGUUUCCAAACCCCAAUCCUCGAGUACCCCAACAAACUCACCUGAUUCAACUCAUUGAGGGCUUGAUGACUAGUUGACAAGUUGAAUCAGGUGUCCAUGUCCAGGGUUACAACAAAAAUGUGUGCUGUUGGGGGUACUUGAGGACUGGAGUUGGGAAACACUGCUCUAAAAUAAAUACCGAUCAAUGACAGUGCUUCUGGGUACACAAACGAAUAACCACUAUUGUGGAGGACUUCCUGUAGAAUUAUUCUAAUGAGAGACACUGUUAAUCAUUGCCUUCGUUCAAGUCUGUCUUCUGGCCUACUGAAAGAAGACAAAGGAUGGGGGAUGGGGGACUUUAGAAUCAGAUUUUCCAAAAGUGCUUGAUCAACACAGUUCACACUUAGCUUGAGAAGGAUUAUCUAAGACCCUUUACAUGUUUUGUGAGAUAAUUUCCCUGCAACUAUAGCAGAAAAGCAAACUCAAAAGUCUCAUAAGGGUCCAUCAUUUGACAAUAGCUACAGUAUGUUUCCUUUAACUGGUCCAGUGAUUUUUGGCAUUUCUAUUUAACUUUCUUAAAAAAAAAGUUGUUUCCAUUACCCAUUUAGGAAAAUUGCGCAUUAAGAAAUUGGCGACAGCCUGUAUGCCCUUCCACCUAUUUGUUUUAUUUCUCAGGUUGCCCGCAAAAGCCAGCAUGGAUAGAAUGCAAUAAUUGACUAAUAUUUGCCAUAUUCGAAUGAAAAAUUAUCAUGUGUCAACGUAUCUCCACGGUCCGUGCCAUGGGGAAACUUGCACUCCUAUAGAUCUGAAAUAAUUGGAUGCUGAUACUUGCCAGCCAACCAGAAAAGCAAGGCAAAGUAAUUCAGGCAUUCUUGGAAGUCAGGACAAUCCUUGUCCUGUAAAUCAUAAUUUAUUAAAAAAAUACAGUUUCCAUCACAGUUUUUACAAUAAAGAAAGUUAGACAAAGGAAAAUACACCCCUGUCGAACGGAUAAAAAUGUGUCAAUCUUUAGAAAACGUAUCCUAUAUCUGCCAUUUCCAUCAUCUCAAUUUCUACUUUUUUUGCGACAUUGCUGAAUAAACCUGGAAAUUGAAACGUUCCUAGUGUCUGUCUGGCAGUGGUACUCUUAUAGACUGAGAGUGACAGACGUCUUCAAACAUACACAGUUUCUCUGUUAUGAUGGGGAUAUAAUUAUAUAUGUUCAAUAGGCUAACCGCCAGUGGCUCAAGACACAGAAUGAUAUAUAUCAGAGCUACCAUUUUACAAAUGUUUUGGGUGUUCUAAACGUUAGCUAUGUGUUGUCUCUCACACCUCUCCAAUUGAACGAGAUCUAAUGAGCUAAAAUCAGGACAUUGAAUGCCAUAUUUAUUAUAUUCUAAUUUGCAAAAUUAUGUUUUAUGAAUCUUUAAUUCAUUAAAAUGGCUGUAAACACUAAUUGAUUGAAUAACAUAUUUUGCAUGUUUCUGAGAUAUUUAGUUGAAUAAUUUUUCUGAGCUGAGUGUAAGUGCAUUCUUGUGUAAUUUAAUUUGUUUUAGUUCUUAGCUUAACAAAGAUGUGUUACGUCACGUCUUGAGGCGAUUUUGAACAGCAUUACAUGUGAAAGGAGCACAAAAUGUUGAUGAGGGCAUGAGGACAAAAUUACACUCACAAUCAAAAUAAAUUCACUUCGUACCUUGCUUUGGGUUUGACAUUAGGGGCCAUUCUCUCAUGUGUCUGAAAAUAGUCUGCAGCUUGUCAUUUUAAACAAGACUUUGGUUACCUGUCCUCUAUUCAAUCAAAAGAGGAUGCUUAUUUCAUAUUUUAAGAUACAGAUCUGAUAUAACGCUUUCAGGAGUGAUAGCUGUGUCAUCCACGCUCGAGUAUGAGGUAUUCAUUUAGUUCACAUACAUUUAUUUAGUCCUCUUUGAGAAGAUUCAAUUACGAUUAAAACACAUUUUUGCGAAUGUAAAUGAAGAUCCUCGCACAUUCUAUGCAAAACAAAUGGAUAUAGACAGAAUUGUAACAAUGCGAAUACGUAAUGCGAAUACGUGUUAACUGACACGAAUACGUGUCAGUUAACUAUCUUACAUUUAUUAUACUUUCUGUAUACAGUUUGUAUUUAUGAAUUGAGUUGCAAUCUAAAAUGUAUCAAUAAACUUAUUUAAAAAA
This is a messenger RNA of Oncorhynchus mykiss (rainbow trout), 6080 nucleotides long. Its product is annotated as delta-sarcoglycan. The record is from RefSeq and is a predicted model, not a curated record. Lineage: Eukaryota; Metazoa; Chordata; Actinopteri; Salmoniformes; Salmonidae. Gene Ontology annotation, cellular component: sarcoglycan complex; sarcolemma. Gene Ontology annotation, biological process: heart contraction; cardiac muscle tissue development.